Bolinopsis microptera is the source of this 3813-nucleotide messenger RNA. Its product is annotated as KAT8 regulatory NSL complex subunit 1-like. Lineage: Eukaryota; Metazoa; Ctenophora; Tentaculata; Lobata; Bolinopsidae. Gene Ontology annotation, cellular component: NSL complex. Gene Ontology annotation, molecular function: histone acetyltransferase binding. The transcript has 9 exons. The record is from RefSeq and is a predicted model, not a curated record. Bases 43 to 2823 code for a protein of 926 amino acids.
AAUGUGGAAUACAGCGAAGGAUUAAGCUAUGGGCUGUCUUGGAUGGCCCUGUUAGAGAUUGCUCGACCGUUGCCGCGUACAUUGGUCUACAUGUCCCCGGGGAGCUGCUGCAUGUGUGGUUUGCCAGUUAGAGAUCACGCCAAGCAUCUUUGUACCGAUAAAACUAAAUCUCUUGUUUCCCCGAAAUCUCCCAUCAAACCUGUCAUUGAAACUCAGGUUCCCCCAGCGAUCAAGACUUCACCGCCUCUCAUCAAGAAAGAUGACAUCACUACCAAGCCGCAGAACGACGUCACAAAAAGUACCCAGCCCGUUAAGAAAGAGGAGCCCCCUACGACGGGACUGGUGGUCCCACACAUUGUCAAAUCAACUCCUGUCCUAGCGCCAGCUCCAGCCCCACCCGACGUGGUUACCCCAGAUGUCCAGCUGUGGCUCAAUACCAUGUCCCGCUCGCCUCAUGCCGAGCGCCACCCGCCCUCUCCUUCACCCUCCGUCUCCAGCGAGAACAGUCAGGUGUCUGGAACUGUGGUGAAGACUAUCGCUCAGCACUCUCCGUCACCCAAGACAAACGAAUCGGAACGUGAACACAAGCAAGCAGGCGGAGUCGAGACAACAUCCAAAUCUGCUGUCAGCACCACGUCCCAAGAAACGGUGCCUCAGAAAGAGACGCCCUCUCAAAAAGAGACGCCCUCUCAAAAAGAGACGCCCUCUCAAAAAGAGACACCCUCUCAAAAAGAGACGCCCUCUCAAAAAGAGACGCCCUCUCAAAAAGAGACACUGUCGUCUCAGAAAGACACGGGAUCUUCUGGAAAACACAAGAACUGUGAAAUGCAGAAGACAUUCGCCCAGCUAUCUGACAGGCAGAGCUCGUUGAAAGAGCGACUAAACGUACUGUCAAAGCGACUGUUUAGGUACAAGACUCGGGAGCUGGUACGGCAUAUUGUCAGUCAGUUGGACAAGUUCGACGAACAUGCUAUCAAAAAUCAGGUGGAACCAAAACAGCAACUACCCUGUCAGCACAAGUUCGAAGAUCGGCCCCCCUCGCACACGCGCCCCAUCUCGCACCGCACCCCCUCCUCCUCGGAGCCCCCCAUCGACGGACAUGCGUUCUCCACGAUGGAGAAGCUGCGCGUGAGUGUCGGAGAGGAACUGUUGCACGAGACCAGUGUGAUGCUGUCUAGGUACGACGACGAAAAGACCGACAGUAGCUCCGAUGAGGACGAAAACAAUCUCGAUAACGUCAGCGACAAGUCGGUUGAUCGAACGGAGUUGACAGCGAUUGAGCAGCGGUGGGAGCGGGAACGGGCGCAGAUCGCUGCGCAGUGGACCUGGAUACGGGGACAAUAUGAGGACCUGCAGCACAGGAUGCGGCGCGAGAGUGACUUGUUGAGCGUUUAUCGGGAGAAGAAGGAGAAAGUGGUCCUCCUACCAAACGAUCACUACAUGAAGGAUCACAUUCCGGACAAGUUUGCGCACCACCCCGCCAUGGUACCCCCUCUCAACGGAUAUCAUAACCACCCCUCUCUCAUGAUGAAAAACAACUUUAAAUUCGACAUGUCCCGCACUGGCCAGGAGAUGUACCUCAAAUCAAACCAGCACAAACGUAUGAACAAAACUUCUAAGAUAGACGGUAACACAUGCGCCCGGACCCGUCCCCUCGCCUGCAUGGUGCGACGCAAUGUCUUCACCGCCAAGGAGCACACCCGUAGUAUCGUGCAGAAAAAUGUGCCGCUGCGCUGCAGUGUGCUAGGCAAGCAUUGCAACAAAAAGUCGCGAUCCUACCCGGCAGAUGAUCUAAAACACGACACUUCCUACCACCCUGUUCUAUCUAGACGAUCAGAAACUCACCUGAAUGUUCAUCUAACUCCCCUUCUGUCUGGCGUUGAUUUCUUCCCUUCAGCCAACAGGAAGUUGCAUCCCCCUCCCGAACCUCGAUGUGAAACUCCAAAAGAAAAAGUAAAACCAGUCGUUGAGGAUAUUUUGCAGAUCAAUGUUGUAUCAAAUGAUGUUAAAAGUGGUCCCCCGCCUACCCCUUUAACUCCUUCUGCCUCUACUACUAACCACGCAACUCCUCUGACUCCCAAUCUCGCUAUAAUUACAUCUGAAUCGUCGGUUGGAAGUAUCCCAGAACCGCACACGCCACUAACAAAGAAACGAAGUAUGCCUGGUGCCACCGUCGAGCACAUGAUUAAGAAGUACAGAACAUCUAACUCACAACCUGGGUCCCGCGCAUCCUCUCCCACACACUCGGACAAGCGCAAGAAACUCAACCAGUUCGAUAUCCACAACAUCGAGGUCGACUUCAGUGUUGUUGCUCCAGCCAGGAUUGAACGACCACGCUACAAGGAAAUCGAGAUCCCCAAGUUUCGCAUUAUUACAGAGGAUAUGUUGAACGAAUUGGCGAAGUCUGAAAACCAAGACGAACUCGAAGAGGAUUCACAACAAGUUUUCGAACGUCUUCAUUCUCGCUGUGAGAGACUGGAAAAGGUGCGGUUUAUCAACAUGCAGAUAAACGCAACAGGAGGCAUGCGUGGAGCUAACACCGAGCUCAUGUCGCCCGCUCUGCUUUUGUCAGAUGACGGCUUCCCGUCAAACCUAUCGCUACCGUCUCCCUCAAAUAAACCAUCACCCCACCCUACGUCAGACAAACGGACAAUCGCUCUCCUGGAUCACCCUGAUAAGAGAGCACCAGCUCAGGCCGAGCGGUCCAGGGUGCCUUCGGCCCAACGAAAGAACAAUGGAAACAACGUCACGUAUCUUGAGGAGGAAAUCCGUCGGACACGUGCCAGCAAACACACGUCGGAUUAUCCGACUGCGGUUUCGUAGAGUUUUAUAACCAACAUUUUAGCUAUUUUAACGUUAAACCUAUCGAAAUUAAAUGAUUAGCAUCUGGAAUGCCAGUUUGAAGGUGGGGCUAUGUCUUAAAGUUGUUUGGAAAUAUUUGGUGGUUCUGUGGUCACUGUUCUCCAUUUUAUAACAAGCCGGCUCGGUUUUUCAUCCUAAUCUAUGUGCUGUAGAGUUUCCAUCAGUUUCUGUUGCCAUCAGCUCGAGUAUGUCACGUCAUUUCGACGAUCAUACGAUAUCAUUUCUCAAAAUGGGCUAGUAUCUAUAACUUUGAUAUCCUUAUGCAUAGUGAACGGUCAAUAAAUCUAGAUUACUACCUAAUUCGUCGUCGUCUCGCCAUUUAUCCUUUCUAGGAAAUACGGAAUAUUGGUUUUGUUGGUCAAACAGACUUUAUUCCUUCGGCAUUUUAAAUUGGGUAAUAAGGGGUCGGACAGCUGUAGGGUUCGGGUCACGGGUGCGGGUGGUGAUAGGGUUAUGGCCUGGACUAGAAUUAAUUGUGUGCGGUAAGUAAAAGUUAACAUUUCAAAUCAAGGCAUAAAACUCUAUUUGUGAAAUAUGACCCGUCUGUGUGAUAGAUAACAUAGAGUGCAUGAUUUACCAAAUUAACAAUUUAUUCUCCGCGAGUGGUCAUAGAAAUAAAAUUGCCGCAUUACGUACUGUCUAGGUAGGUCACCGCUCCCUCAACAGAACUGGGACAAAAUGUAACGCUUUAAACAGUCUUGGGAGACCAUGUCCUUCAGAUUAUGAAAAGUUUGGGGAAUGGGACCAUGUUAAGUAGCCAUAGAAAUGGGUCGUUGUAGUUCCCUGUAGUUAAUGUUCAUUGUUGCAAUUGUUAGGAAUAUCUCCAUCUAAAAUAUUGUGUGAAGUUCGGUUUAAUACCUUUCGAAAUGUUUUGUUACUGUUAGAAUUUUGCUAUGGCAACGAGAAUGCAAUUACUGUUUGUUAUUCAGUGCUAAGUUAUGUAUUUAAAUA